Rhopilema esculentum is the source of this 7902-nucleotide messenger RNA. RefSeq names its product GRIP and coiled-coil domain-containing protein 1. Gene Ontology annotation, cellular component: Golgi apparatus. NCBI's taxonomy places the organism in Eukaryota, Metazoa, Cnidaria, Scyphozoa, Rhizostomeae, Rhizostomatidae. The record is from RefSeq and is a predicted model, not a curated record.
GGUUGAUCUAAUUAAAGGAAAAAUUAUCAGAACAGUGUGUAUGAACAUUUCAAAGCUAAUCAUUUGAAACUAGGUAAAAACAUAGAUAUUGUGUCGCUGUGUACGAAGAAUGCUGGUACUCUUUUGAUGUAUUGUCUAGGUAGCUUCUGCAUAGCAUCUGCUACACCCAUGGAUAGUUCUACUUUAUACUUGAGUUGCUUGAUAACGGCAGGCUAAGUUUUGUGAUGGAAGUGUGGUGAAUCUAUCCAAAAAGGUAUUGUCAGAAGCAGACAUCAAUCUUCUUUCUAAAGGCCUUAAAUGUUCACCCACUCCCACUGAUAUUAACAAGGCGGAGUUGAAGGAAGAUCUGGAGGCGUUCAAGAGGAGAAUUAGACUGAAAUGGCAUUUCAAGGAUAAUGAGGACAUUAGGGACAAGGACAUUUAACAAAUUUAAAAUUAAAUCUAACUGGCAACCACCUAAAUCGGACCCCCUUCUUGAAAACUAUCUUUUGCUGCUUCUUUAAAUAAUCUUAAAUGUGAUAGGGAUAUAGUUAUAAAGGAAGCGGACAAAGGUUCAGCUGUUGUAGUUUGGGAUCGGGGGGAUUACAUAAGUGCUAGGCUAAUCGACAAUUAUAUGAUAAGCAGGUUUACGAGGAGGUUGAGGUGGACCCCACUGUAGAAUUGGGUAAAACCAUUAAUUCUAAGUUGAAAGAACUAAGGGAGGCGGACCCGGGUAUAGCGGAAGUGACUGGAUAUUUACAGGCUAAAGAUACUUCUAAGUUAGGUAGAUUUUACUUGUUGCCUAAGGGUCUUGAUAAUGUUAAGGGCAGAUCAGUCAUUCAGGCCUGGCCAUGAGCAUUAUAGCAGGCGCGCGGUAAAUUGCUUUCCUUGGUAAAAUAGGUGGGCAAUUUUUAGUCUCUAGAAAAUCGAUAAUAAAAGUAUAUGAAUAAACAAAACAAGAUGGCGAUUCUCUGACAAAAAUAAAACGAUAAUUUCAUAUAAUGGCAAAUCAACAACAUUCAAAAUUUGUUCCAUUGAUGUAGGCUUCAACAGCUGCCUUUGCACUGCCUUUGCACUGCCUUUGCAAAGCGGGUUCAAGAGAAUAAAGCUUUAUGUUUAGCACAAAGUUUGCACCAAAUGAACAUCACCAUCUUCAAUUCCAUUGUUGAUGAAAGUAUAGAUUUUUGUCAAAAUAUUUGAAAUUACAUUAUUCCACAAAAACUUUUGUAAUGUUAAGGUAACAGAACUUCUAUUAUUGUAUGAUCCCUUAAUAACCAAUAACUCUUACAGAGUCAUUCCAUGCCAAAUCAACAAGCAAAAGUGACUUUUGACACCCAUCAUCUCAGAAUUGCUUCAAAUUUUUAUAGUGUUUCGAUGUACUAAAUUUAUGAAGAAAUCCAAAAGUUCAGCUUAAAAUUCCAAUUGGUUGCUGAGAUAUUCAAAUUUAAAAUUCAUCAAUUUUUCUGCCAAAUUUGCCAUAGCGGCCAUUUUGAAUUUCUUGUGUGCCGAACACUUAGGAUUAAUUUCUUUAUGGAUAGUUCAUUGAUUUAUCAAUCCAAAUAUAACUUUGCAUAUACAUUAUAGGGUAAUUGGUUAUCUCAGAAAUAUCAAUGCUAUUCUCUAAAAUAAUUCCCUUAUGCCCCUUGAGGGCCGUAAAGUUUUGCCCCCUAAAAUCAGGAUUUGCUGACUCAGCAUAACGGCUCUUAUUUUGAUUCAAUAUAUUUUUGAAGUUUGAAAAGUUUUAUGCACUCAAAUAUUUUCAGGCAUAUUUGCCAUUAUUUGAAUUUUAACAUAUUAAAAAACUGGGAUGGUACUCUGCUCUGUUUUUCAUUUAUUCAUCACCAACUUUUGUAAAAAAUCUGUUCAUAAUCGAGGCAAUUAUGACUUUGAAUUGUGUAGUAAGGAGUUUGAUGUUUUCUAUUGUGACAUCAAAAUAGGUUCAGAAAAUUUAUUACUGGUAUUAGAAUCUUUAAAAUCCUAAAUGGUCAACAUUAGAACAGCUUCUCAAAUGUGAAAGAUGACUGAAAAUUGUUCAAUAGGGAAAAUAAGUUCCAGUGAUUGCAAUUUGCUUACAUAUAGCAAAAAAGUUGGAUUGAAGGACAUAAGCUUAUUUGAUCUUCAAGAAAGAGAAAUACUGGCAUGGAGGACUGAAAUUGUUAUAACUUUAAUUGAAACAGUGUGCCUACACCAUGAACAGGUUUUUCUUCUGAGAUACUCAUUUCUUCAAAAGAAAUGCUGUGAUUCAUUCAAAGUUCAUGGGAAAAAAGGAAGUAAAAGCUCUUUGCGGGAAAUCACUUUUCAAAUGGCCAAAGUAUUUCAAGACAACCAUAUUCCUGUGGUACCUGGACAAAAGCUUUGUCCGAAAUGCCGUAUUAAAUUUAGUGACCUUCAUGACAAUGAUUUAAGUGGAGAAGUACAGGAUGACACUAGCAGUGAUGAAAUUCAUGAUAAUGAUGAUUCAUUCCAUAAAGAGUAUCUCAGCACAUCACUGGAGGAAAUGGAUGUUAGUCCUGUAAAAUUACAUGAAGUUGCAUCUCAUUCAAGGGAGUCUUAUGGAAAGAGAAAAUUCCAACAAAUAAAGGAAAAACUCAAAGAGAAAGAAGCAAGCCUCCAAGAAACAGUGGCAAGUGUAAUCAGUGUUCCAAGAGAGUCUCUGAUUGUAGAAGAACAAGCACACAACAAUUUGCCUGAACUUUUGCAAAAGGAAAGAGAUUUAGAUGAACUCAUGUUACUUAUGAAAGAAAAAUUACAAGCCUGUAACAAGAAAAAAAAAAUUCAAAUUUUGACAAUGGUACCAUCCUCUUGGUCAGUUGUUAAGACUCAAGAAUUCUUUAAUGUUAGAAAUUACAUGGUGAGAUCAGCAAGAAAGCUUCGAAAAGAAAGGGGUUGUUUGAGUUACCUGAAGGGAAAAGAGGAAGGAAGCUACCUAAAGAAACAGAGGAGCUGGUGGAAAGUUUCUACUGUGAUGACCAAUACAGCCGCAGAGUGUAAUUGCAGCAAAACGAGUUUCCAGUGAUCACGAGUAUGAAAUAAAGUAUGACUUGAUUUUAGGAGCUACAGUAUCAAAGCACAAGGGAAAGACAAUGUUAAAGCUUCUGACUUUCUCGUCAGUUACUACGAUGAUCAUGUGUGGAUUGGUAUAGCAUGCUACAUUGAUGAAGCAAAUGGUGAUAUUGAAGUAAAGUUUAUGCACCCAGCCUUUCCAUCAAAAUCAUUUCAUUGGCCUAGACGAGAAGAUAAGUGCUUUGUACCAGUAACAAACGUUGUAUGUGUUAUUAAGGCCCCUACAACUUCAUCUGGACGCCAAUACUAUUUUACAGAUAAUGAGCAUAUUUUGAUCCAAGCAGAAAUAAAUAAAUAUGAAACAUUGAAACAUUUGUAGCAUUGUAAUAUAUUAUUUUAACUAAUAUCUUGAGCUAAAAUUUAGUAAUUCUGGUUGACAAAUAAUUUUGAUUCAUAUAUGAGCUUAUUAACACUUGUACUUGAAGCUCUCUGUUUGCAAAGCUUGACAAUCUUGACAACUCAUUUGUGGUAAGAUUGUGAAACAGUUUCACUGAAUAAAUUUUCUGAACCUUUUUUAAUGUCACAAUAGAAAACAUCAAACUCCUUAUUACACGAUUCAAAGUCAUAAUUGCCUCGAUUAUGAACAGAUUUUUUACAAAAGUUGGUGAUGAAUAAAUGGAAAACAGAGCAAAGUACCAUCCCAGUUUUUUAAUAUGUUAAAAUUCAAAUAAUGGCAAAUAUGCCUGCAAAAAUUUGAGUGCAUAAAACUUCUCAAACUUCAAAAAUAUAUUGAAUCAAAAUAAGAGCCGUUAUGCUGAGUCAGCAAAUCCUGAUUUUAGGGGGCAAAACUUUACGGCCCUCAAGGGGCAUAAGGGAAUUAUUUUAGAGAAUAGCAUUGAUAUUUCUGAGAUAACCAAUUACCCUAUAAUGUAUGUGCAAAGUUAUAUUUGGAUUGAUAAAUCAAUGAACUAUCCAUAAAGAAAUUAAUCCUAAGUGUUCGGCAGACAAGAAAUUCAAAAUGGCCGCUAUGCCAAAUUUGGCAGAAAAAUUGAUGAAUUUUAAAUUUGAAUAUCUCAGCAACCAAUUGAAAUUUUAAGCUGAACUUUUGGAUUUCUUCAUAAAUUUAGUACAUCAAAACACUAUAAAAAUUUGAAGCAAUUCUGAGAUGAUGGGUGUCAUGGCUUGUUGAAUUGGCAUGGAAUGACUCUACAUUCUUUUUUCCACAAUACUUAAAUACUUAAUAUAUUUUCUAUACAAAUAGGAUGGAGGUAUGUGCUGGGUAAAAUGUCAUUUCUUCAACGGAGGCUUUCAAGUGGGUAUAAGAUUCUAAGCCAAGACUUUAAUUUAGAAAACAAAUAUCUAGAUAUAUAUCUAAUUAUUCCAAAGAAAUGAAAAGUGUCCAGUGCCAAUUCUUGACUCUGGCCUUAAAAGAAACAUCCAAGUCAGAGGUCUCCUGAAAAUCAGACAUGUUCCACCAUGGGAUCGGGGCUACUAUGUUUACAGGGCAUAACUUAUUGGCAAAUAAAAAAGGAUUUUGUUGUCGUCAAAGAAGAGUUUCACCAUGCAAGGAAUCAGGAUGAAUUUUUAGCUAUAAACUUAACUGUCAAAUUGUAAUUUGUUCUUCAAGUUGAAUUUAUUUAGCCUAUUUUGCUCCUUUUGUGUUUUCCAACAAAUAUUUUUCGUUUGCAUUAGAAUUAUACACUUUUAACAAAUAUGCACUUUUCUUUGCUUUAAAGAAAAAUCCUCAAUCUCUUAAAGUAUUUCCUAAAAUCAACUGAGUGUUUACAAUAAAAACAAAGAAUGCAGCCUACGCGUAAAAGUUAAGCUAUCAUCUGAACAGCAAAUUUAUUCGUGCAAUCCCUUCCAACGUUAGGCUAGUUUUCAUUCUUCACGUGCACCUUUUUGAUCCCUGAACAUAAAAGUCAUGUUGGAAUCGACUCGUUAUAGAAUCGUAAUCGAGGCUGUCGCACAACAAAAAUGGCAGCUGGCUAGACACGUAGGAAAAGGGACAUUUGAAAAUCAUUUUAAAAAUAUUUUUUACAAUUCAAGGAUGUUCAGAUCUGUCAAAGGAAAUGACAAAAAGCUACUCGAGAAAAUCGAGGAGCAAGAGCAAAAGAUACUUCGAUACGAAACUCGACUUCGAGAUGUUGUGCAAGCUUACAAAAGUUUGCAGAAUGAAAAAGAAGCUUUAGAAUCAACAGUUAAAGCUUUGUCUUUUAAACCAAGCCAAGAAAGUAAAAAGAAAGGCAAAAGAAAUGAGGAAUCAAGAUAUACAGACCCUUUGAUAGUGAGAGAUUUGACAACCGAUAAAAAUGAUUCAACUGAUACAGAAAGUAUUGCAGAUGAAAGCAGAGAAGAUAUUUCUCAGUCUGAGUGCAAACAUGAUGAUUGUGAAGAAAAUGAGGGUGAUGAAUCAUACCAUCUUCAUGAAAAAAUAUCCACCCUCAGUAAGGCUUUGGCAACAGUUACUCAAGAAAAGUCAAAGAUGGAAGCAGCUUUUCAAACAGACAAGAAGAUGGCUAUUCAAGAACACGAAAAGAGACUUCGAGAAUCUGAAGAGCAAAUUGAGAUUCUCCAAGAAAAAAAUGCUGAACUUAUUGAAAGCAUCCAAGAGCUUAAGACACGUCUAAGAAAGCAACAAUCCGAACUUCAAACGGAACAAGAAAACAAUGCAGUGAUGCUUAAAGAGAUGCAACAGUUGGUAUCUGUGGAACGACUGGAAAAAGAAGAACUAAAGAUUCGUCUGCAGGAGAGAAGAGAAACAGACACAAAAUUCAGUAGUAAAAAGGCAUAUGAGACGAAAAUUCAAGAACUUUCUGAUGAGCUUGCUAAUGUUUCAGUGAAGUUGAAGCAAUUCGAGACUGACACGUCUCAGCCAAGUGGAUUGCUGCUCCAAAUAUCGGAUGAAAUGAUAGCUUUGAAGAAAUACCAUUCAGAUGCCUUAAGAAAGGAGCAAACACGAGCGAAUGAAGCAGAAGAUGCGCUCAAAAGGUUUUCUUUAAUGGAAGAAGAGCGAAUAGCACAGCUUGAAACAAAACUCGCAGAAUUGUCUGAUGUCGUCAGCAGUUAUGAAAAACUGAGGUACCAAGAUCAGCAAGUGAUUCAAAAAUUGAAGGAGAGGCUGUCUCAUAUCGAUUUAACCUCUUCUACCACACAGCAGCGUGUCUCAAGUCCAGAAAUUGAAAAAUUAGAUAGAAACAAUCAGAUUAGCGAUAUGAAGGAACAGAUCUUGAAGUUAAAAGGUUUAUUGAAGCUAGCAUGGAACAGUAAAGAUGUUUGUAACGACAAUAUUGAUACGGAUCCCAUAACAGCUGCAGAGCUAGAUAACAUACUUCACAACGACCCAGCCCAUCGAGCAUGCCAGUUGGAGUACAAGCAACUGAAGGAUGAGUUUGAAAAUUAUAAAAGAGAAAUAAAAAAAUCCAAUGUUUUACACGAAAAUGCAACUUUAGAUAACCAAGAAUUAGAGAUUGCUAAACAAAAUUAUAAGGAAUUGGAAAAGGAACUGAAGAAAUUAAACAUGUUUUUUGAAGACAAAGAAAGGGAUUAUAUUGAUACUGUAUCGAAUCUUCAAUGUGAUUUGACAGAAAUCGGGGAGAAGCACAAAGCUGAAGUUGAUAAAAUUCACGAUGCAUAUAAAUUAGAGAUUACAAACUUAGAAACACAAAUUGUUAAACAGCGAGAAAGAACUUUGCAAUUAUUAGAAGACAGGGACACUGAAAUUCGUCGCUUAAAAGGAUGUGAUUUGGCGAGUCCUGUUGAAAGAAAGCGACUUGAAAUUAGUAACGAUUAUGAAAAAAUGGCAAGUGGGGUCUCAUUAGCAGACCCAGAGAAUGCUGUAAAGCGUUCAGUUGAGACUGAAGUUGCUGUGACACAGCUUCUGACAAGGCAAAAUAGCGCAGGGUCUGAAGGAACAAUGGUAUAUUACUUGCAAAAGAUGACAAAUUUACAAACCGAGAUCGCAAAUCUACGGAAUCAAAACUCGGAGCUUGAGUCUUCUUUACGCGAGGAAGAGCAUAGGGAAGAGCAAUUUGUUGAACAGAUGAAAUCGUUGAAAGAAGAAAUUAGAAGGUUGGAAAGAAACAGAACAAGAGAAACUGCCAACAUGGAAUAUGUGAAAAAUAUUUUCCUUCGCUAUAUUUUAUCCGACUCGCAAUCUGUGAAACUUCAACUAACAACAGCAAUUGCUACUGUAUUACAGUUUAGCCCAAGUGAGCUCAACAGCUUACGGAAAAAACAAAAUGGUUGGUGGCCUAGCAAUUCAUAAUCAAAUAUAAAAGUAAUCCCUGAAUGCUUUUUGUUCUUAAAAGGCAAAUCUGAUGAUGUUGACUUCUAUUUCUUUCCUGGCAUGGAAGGGGAAUCAGGCGAGUAUAGAGUACCGAAGUGUGACGUCAUCAAAAAUCUCUUUUUGGAUUUCUUAAUUUUUACCAAAUUAUCUAAAAGAACUGCAUAAAAUAUAUCUCAAUAGGCAAAUCAAGUAUAUAUGUUCAAAAUCGGGCGAGAUAUGGCCAAUGAAAGAUUUCAAGUUUGCCAACGGAUUACUGUAAUUCUGGCUUGAUUCAUAAAGUUAUGAACCAAGACCAAAUUGGAGAAGUUUGAUGGGGAAAAAGCCUGUGCUUAUGUGGCUAUAGCUCAGCUUAUUUUUCAAAUUUGGAGGUUUUAUAAGAUGCUCUUUUGGGAUACAUCGUCAUAAUUGAACGAUUCUAAAAAUAGAUAUUUAUGACGUCAUCACUUCGGUACUCGAUUUCCAGCUUUCAGGCGCAGUUUGGUUUGGCUCUUUAUUGCUGUUUUCCGAUACCGGCUGCGGAAAGGCUUGACUGUUAACAUUCCUACAAUUUGUAUAUAUGUAAAGUCCUAGGUUAAUUAUAUUUGUGUACUGCAGCUAGUGUAAAAAAUUAGUUAUGUCAAACUACUUCUUUA